AUGCGUGCAACCCGCCGCCAGGUGCGUGUGGCUUUGGGUUGGAAGAAGCAGACCUGGCCACAAGAUGAGUGGGUUUGGCAGUAUGAGGAGUCCAUUUUUGAAGAUGCCAUUGACCCGGAGAUUGCCAUCGUGGAUGCGCAUCAUCACUUCUUUGACCCUGUGGAGCAUGAGCAGUGGCCUGUCGCCAAGCCCCUGCGGAAGCUCAUAUUUAUGCAAGAUGGACAUGACCUGGUAAGAGGGAUCAUUACGGAUCCAGCUAUGGCAUCGUUGCCCUAUUGCUUUGGAGAGCGGGCGCCCUUACUGGCGAGAUACAAAGGCCCGGAGCUUCUGCGAGACAUCAAAGGCAAUGGCAAGGGCCAUCGGAUUGUGAACACCGUAUUCAUUGAAUGUGGAUGGAAGACGCCGGGUGAAGCCGUGCAAUGCAUGGAACCGGUGAAGGAGGCGGACAUGGUGAGCGAGGUGCAUCGGCAGUUCCCGGAGCUCUGCGGCGGCAUCGUCGCCUUCGCGGACCUGCGCCUCGGAAAGGACGUGGAGCCGGCCUUGAAGUACUACAAGGCGAACCCUUUGGUGAAAGGCAUACGUCACUCCUUGGCCUUCUGCGAAGAUCCGCUGAUUCGUGGUGGGAGCUGUCCCCACUGCAACAAAGGGACGGCCUAUGAUGAGAAGUUCCGGGAAGGCUUCGCGCUGCUGGAGAAGUACGGCUUCGUGUACGACUGUUGGCUCUUCCACGAGCAGAUCGAUGCGUUGGAAGACCUGGCGAAGGCCUUUCCAAAGACGACGAUCAUUUGCGACCACAUGGCCUACCCCCCUGGGCCUGAGUCCCUAUAA
Durusdinium trenchii is the source of this 828-nucleotide messenger RNA. The record is from the annotation of a GenBank genome assembly. Lineage: Eukaryota; Dinophyceae; Suessiales; Symbiodiniaceae.